UCAAGCCUGUUGAUCCUUUAAGCCUCCGUUUACAAUGGAGCACAUAAUUGUGUGUGCUUCAACUCCGCAUUUCCUUCUUCUUCCUGCUGUUUCCAGCUUUCAACUUCUCCCUCUUCCCUUUUCACUUUUAAUAGCGCAAGUCUUCCCCAGAAUCUAGAGCUGAAACAGUAGGCUUUGAUUUUCUCAGUGAGGAAUCCAUUAUUUGGGUCAGAUUUUGCGAGUUUUCAUUUUCUUCUGGAGUUCGACAUUCCGGAUUUGCACAGCCUUAGAUUCACUACCUGGGUAUGUUUCAUCUUUUACUUGCACUCAACGUAUUUAAGUCCUCGACAGCUACUGGUUCGAUCUGUUUACACUAUUCAAAGAGUGCGAAGUUAUAAUUGCUGGGAAAUGUUUUGAAUUUCCGUUUUGAUAGGGGAAUGUUUAGAGUAAUGUCUUCGUAUAGAAAAGGUAGAAUCAAAGAUGCUGCUUUUCGACGGUUGCUAUCUCUGAUUCUUAUAACUGUAUUAGGGUUACUAUUAUUGUUCUUAUUGCUACUUAGGACCAAAACAAUUGGCGCUAUUAUCACCAGCUAUAGAAACGAGGGUUUCGAAAAUUUCGAAAUUAAGGACUUUGAGACAGACCCCAAAAAGAAAUCAAAGUUGAAUCUUCCCAAACAAAACAAAUUGUCGAUCUCAUUGGAUUUGAGAAACCAGUUGCCCCCCAAAAACAUUGAUUUGUACCCUAAGCUAGCAAAGGAUCAUAUAGUGAUUGUUCUGUAUGUUCAUAAUCGACCCAAGUAUCUACAAGUCGUAGUUGACAGCCUUUCCCGAGUUUCAGGGAUCAGUGAAACCCUACUGAUUGUAAGUCAUGAUGGGUACUUUGAUGAGAUGAACAAGAUUGUGGAAGGGAUCAAUUUCUGCCAAGUCAAACAAAUAUUCUCCCCAUACUCCCCUCAUAUAUUUAAUGACAGUUUUCCUGCAACAUCACCACGAGAUUGUAAGGAUAAAGAUGACCCAGCUGAGAAGAACUGUGAAGGGAAUCCUGACCAGUACGGAAAUCACAGGUCACCAAGGAUUGUGUCUUUGAAGCAUCAUUGGUGGUGGAUGAUGAACACUGUUUGGGAUGGACUAAAAGAAACCCACAAUCACGCGGGCCAUGUUCUCUUCAUAGAAGAGGACCAUUUCAUUUUCCCGAACGCGUACCGGAAUUUGCAACUCCUUGCAAAACUAAAAGCCUUGAAGUGUCCAGAAUGUUAUGCAGUGAAUCUAGCGCCAUUGGACGUGAAGUCAAGGGGGGAGGGAUGGGAGAUUUUAGUAGCUGAGCGGAUGGGAAAUGUGGGGUAUGCUUUUAACCGAACCGUUUGGAAAAAAAUACACGAAAAGGCGGGAAAGUUUUGUAUGUUUGAUGAUUACAAUUGGGACAUAACAAUGUGGACUGUGGUUUACCCUUCAUUUGGUCAACCAGUUUACACAUUGCGUGGACCCAAGGCGAGUGCUGCUCAUUUCGGGAGAUGUGGGUUGCAUCAAGGGGCAGAUAAUGGUGCCUGUAUAGAUGAUGGUUCAGUGACGUUUGAUCUUCAAGAAGAUGAUAAGAUAGUGAACAUAAAAUCGGAUUGGGGAGUGCACUUGCACGCACACCAAACGGGGUAUCAGGCUGGAUUUAAAGGUUGGGGAGGAUGGGGAGAUAGACGGGAUCGUCAAUUGUGUUUGGAGUUUGCUGUGAUGUAUGCUUGAGGUUUGUUUUUGUUUCUUUUUUUCUAAUCACUUACUUACAUAUAUGGGAACACGUGAGGAUAUAAACUUAAGGGAAGAUGUCUCAUUGUCUUGGUUCUUUUACAUGUUUUGUCAAGAUACCAUGAACAAUCAUAGUUGCUAUAGUACUACCUCCGUCCCUUAAAACUUUGCCAAAGUUGACCGGCACGGAGAAUAACAAAGUAAAAACCGUGUGGUUGAAGUUUGUGCAGAGGAGAGAGAAAUAACAGAAACCACAAAAAAAUUGAUUAAAAGGGAAAGUGGUAAAGUUUUUUGGGACGUCCAAAAAAGGAAAGAUGACAAAGUUUUAAGGGACGGAGGGAGUAUUUUUCUAAACCUAGUUUUCUUUAAAUCUUUCAUUUUCUUUACAUAGCAGUUUUCCAAAUGUUUGUCACUUUGUUGAUUUUUGUGUGCUUAGGCUUCACUUAUAAAUCACUGUCAUUCAAUUGUUUUAUUUAAGUCUUAUUCCGUGAGUUUAUCAAACCAUGUUUGGAUAUAUAUAUAUAUAUACGAAGUGUAUAUAUAUAUAUAUAUAUAUAUAGAGAGAGAGAGAGAGAGAGAGAGAGAGAGGAUGGUUCAAAUACAAAGACCUCUUCCCAUGCAAAGUGAGAAUGAAUCUUGUGCCUUCAUUUCCACAUCUAAUGGUUCAAAAUGAGUCAAAAAUGCACAAAAUUCGACCAAAAUCACGGUGGCAAUUUCGUAAAUAUGUUGCACUUUUUCGUAACCACGAAAAAGUGCAACAAAAACAUGCAAAAGUGCAAGCGAAACAUGCAAAAGUGCAUAUCUUCGCACUUUGCACGGGAAGAUGUCUUUUUAUUUGAACUCUUCCCUAUAUAUAUAUAUAUAUAUAUGAGUAGUCUCAAGGUCAGGAAAUUCAUGACUGGAGCCUGUCUCACCACCUCAUUUUGAGGUGGUUCCCGGUGAAUUUUUUUGCUCAAAUUUUGUGAGCAUGUUCCUCAUAAAGUAUAGAUGAUGUCAACCAAAUUUCAGCAAAAUUUCAAUCAGGAAGGCAGUCAAAUGACUUUUUGAAGAUAACUGCGCCAAAAUAUACAUAUAAAACACAGUUAUUUUCAAAAAUUUAUUAGAAUGCCUUCCUGAUUGAAUUGUUUUCUGAAAUUUGGUGGAUAUCAUCGACACUUUCCCUUUCCCUAGGCAGGGUGAAACGUAGGACUGAACUUGAUGGACUUUUUCUCAAAAAGCAAUGAAUUGCUUUUAUAGAAGGCAAGAGAUUCUCUUAUGUCUCAAUCUUUGUACGUUUAUGCUGCUGCAAACUUCAUGGGGAACAUGCUACAAAUUUUCAGCAAAAAAUAUCGCCAGGAAGCACCUCAAAACAAGGUGGCCGGACGGCGCUCGGGUCAGCCUGGCUGGCAGGCUGGACGCUUGAGCUCCCUCCUGCUGGACUGGACGGUGGGCUUCCCGCUAGGCUGGAGGAAGGCUUUUGACCGGGCUGGAGGCAGACUCCCGGGUAGGUUUGAAGGCAGGCUCCCGGGUAGGCUGGAAGGCAGGCCCCCCGUUGGGCUGGAGGCAGGCUCCCACCUGGGCUGGACCGCAGGCUCCCAGCUGGGCUGGUGGUCGGUAGGCUCCUGGCUAGGCUGGAAGGCAGGCUCCCCACUGGGCUGGAAGACAGGCUCCCCACUGGACUGGAAGGCAGGCUCCCCACUGGGCUGGAAGGCAGGCUCCCCGCUGGGCUGGUCGACAGGCUCUCUUGGGCUUCCGCUCCUUGAUUGCCCUGAUUGGUUGGGCCGACUCGAGCUCUGGGUUGCUGGGCUUGGGCCUGCUGGUCCAAGUUCGGGGCCUGGGCCGAUUAGGCUCUGGGCCUGGUCCCAUAACCCCAUCACGAGUCCCCCACUCCCUUAGUCGAGUAGUAGACUCGGGUAAGAGGGAGUAGUUCAGGUCAGCUGUCCAUUAAAAAAUAUUCACAUAUCAGGGAGCCAUAAUUGUGGAUUAUGUGAAUUCCGGAGUUUAUGGAAAUUCCCAAAUUAAAUCAGGCUCCCAAAAAAGGCUCCAAAUAAAUUCCUACCUUUUCUUUUCUUUUCUUUUUUUUUUUGCUUUUCCUUUCUUUUCUUUUCUUCCUUUCUUUUCUUUUCUUUCCUUUUCUUUUUCUUUCCUUUCUUUUCUUCUUCCUCUCUCUCCUGGAACCCUGCGUGCGUGCGUCUUCUCCUAGCCGUCCCAGCGCCGCAACGUAGUAAACCCAACGUGGACCGCCGUAUGUGGCCUUGACCUCCCUGCCUCGCCGGGCUCUCCACCAGCCGGCGGUUUUUCCGUGGCGGCCGACGGUGACAGGCUCGAGUCGGCCGGCUUCCGGCGCCGGUCUACGAACCGUCCAGGUCAGGCGGCCAGGCGGCCACUGCUAUGCACUUCAGAUUUGAAAGCGACGGGCCAGGUUGGAGCCACAAUUCCCUGGGGUUCCGCGUUCUCCGGCGGUCGUCUGGGUGCUCCUUCCUCCGGGCGGUAAGGUGCUGCCGCCAUCUUCUUUUCUUCUUGCUUUGCACUGACGGAGACCAGGCACGCACAGGGGUCCAGCGCCGCCGUCCUCCUAGCUUGCUGUUGGCCGUUUGUGGCGCGACGCUUCAGGCUGGCGACCGGGCUUCAGUGGCUGCAGGGCCCUUCUGGGUGAACGCCCGUCAAUGCGGGACCCUUGCAAACUUAGAACCUUGACCUUCUAUCAGGCUGGCGACUCCCCAGUCCACUGUACAUCCGUGGCUGCCCGGGUGUCGUCCUGAACUCCGGCAGAUCUGGUACGUGGGUCUGGAAUCCAACUGUCCGGCGCAACCUGCAUGGAUUGGUGGCCAAGCACAGGGUCAGCGUCUGCAUCACAGGUCGGGUUACCUGCCUCACCGGACCCAUCAGCUCGUGGUCGUUCUGCACUGCUGACCGGCGGCCGGCAACGUCCCUGGCGGUUGCCUUCCCCAUUCUUGGAUACUUGAUCAACAUUUGAUUUUGAAGGAUGGUACUAUGAUUCUUUACCUAUUGGCCGAGCCCUUCAUCUCAUGAUCGUGUGGGAAAGCAGAGCUUUUAGGAUGAAUGAGGCCCCAAGGUUGGAUGCUCUCUUACAACCCAUAAUUUCCUUUCUGUAGCCUGUAGGUCGGGUGAUUGUGCCUUGCUGGUUGUGGUCUGAUGCCAUCGUCUUGUGUGGGCUGGACGCGCCGGGAACAUUGAUCGAUAAUGGUGAAAACCCUAUCUCCCAUGUACUCCAUAUGGGAGCUUCGUGAAGAGGAGAAUCGACAAGAGAGAGGCUGACCUCACCCUUACCGAUUCACUUUCGUUUUUUUUAAUAUUCUGAUGAUAAUUUUCUGUUGUUUGUAGGGUCUCAACGCUCGGGAUGACCUGCUGAAGAUUUUGUUCACGGCGGCAAGCACCAAGGCAAUUGCGGGUUCUCAUGCCCUCACGGAGAUCCCCGAACGUGUGAAGGAUCAUGAGGACGAGAGAGCCCCACGGCGGGGAGCCUACCUUCAAGUUCGAACUUCGAAGCAUGUAAGGCGGCAAGCGCCCCUAUCGCGGAAACGGCGGUCAAGGCUUUCCCUCAGGAGUGCCCAACAAUGUAAGUUGAUUGCGACAUAGUACUUGGGCGUUAGUCGCCAGUUGAUGGUGGCGUAGUACCUGAGAGACGGCCAAGAGUGGACUGACCAUGGCGAUGACUAAGUUGACUUUCAGAUUCUGGGAGAGUUCCUUAAGCUUUCUAGUAAUUCCCGUGUCUGGAUCAUUGUACUUGAUGACCAUGGGAACAUCCGGCCAUGAUUGUUGCACCCUUUUUUUUGUAGCUUGUAGCCACCAUAUGUAAAAU
Molecule: messenger RNA, 5514 nt
Organism: Cuscuta europaea
Lineage: Eukaryota; Viridiplantae; Streptophyta; Magnoliopsida; Solanales; Convolvulaceae
Source: the annotation of a GenBank genome assembly